AUGGCAAAUCUGAGCUACCCAUCUGAAUUUCUCCUCAUGGGCUUCUCCUCUUUUGGUGAGCUGCAAGUUCUGCUAUACGGGCCCUUCCUUGUGCUUUACCUUCUUGCCUUCACAGGAAACACCAUUAUCAUCAUGAUGGUCAUGGCUGAUACCCAUCUACAUUCUCCCAUGUACUUCUUCCUGGGCAAUUUUUCCAUGCUAGAGAUCUUGGUGACCAUGACCACUGUGCCCAGGAUGCUGUCAGACCUGCUGGUCCUCCACAAGGUCAUUUCCUUCACCAGCUGCAUGGUCCAGUUCUACUUCUACUUUUCUCUGGGCUCUACCUCCUUCCUCAUCCUGGCAGACAUGGCCCUUGACCGUUUUGUGGCCAUCUGCCACCCACUGCGCUAUGGCAUGUUGAUGAGCAGGCCUGUAUGUGUCUGGCUGGCAGCGGCUGCUUGGGCAGCUCCUUUCCUUGCCAUGGUACCUACUGUCCUCUCCCGGGCUCAUCUCAAUUACUGCCAUGGCAACAUCAUUAAUCACUUCUUCUGUGACAAUGCUCCUCUGCUGCAGCUUGCCUGCUCAGACACGAGCCUACUGGAAUUCUGGGACUUCAUGAUGGCCUUGGCCUUUGUCCUCAGCUCAUUCCUGGUGACACUUAUCUCCUAUGGCUACAUCGUGAGCACUGUACUACAGAUCCCCUCUGCCAGUGGCCGCCAGAAGGCUUUCUCUACAUGUGGCUCUCACCUCACCCUGGUUUUCCUGGGCUACAGUAGCACCAUCUUCCUGUAUGUUAGACCUGGCAAAGCACACUCUGUGGAAGUCAACAAGAUCGUAGCCUUGGUGACUUCAGUCCUCACCCCAUUUCUCAAUCCCUUUAUCCUUACCUUCCGCAAUGAGCCAGUCAAGGCAGCUAUAAGGGGGCAGAUGCAGAGGUUAAAAGGCCUUCCUAAGGAAAUACGAUGA
This is a messenger RNA of Choloepus didactylus (southern two-toed sloth), 945 nucleotides long. RefSeq names its product olfactory receptor 6V1. Gene Ontology annotation, molecular function: G protein-coupled receptor activity; olfactory receptor activity. The record is from RefSeq and is a predicted model, not a curated record. The coding region runs from base 1 to 945 and encodes 314 amino acids. Lineage: Eukaryota; Metazoa; Chordata; Mammalia; Pilosa; Megalonychidae. The transcript has a single exon. Gene Ontology annotation, cellular component: membrane. Gene Ontology annotation, biological process: G protein-coupled receptor signaling pathway.